AAUGUCCUUAUUAUCUGCCGGUUAGGAAUUCACUGCUAUGAGGAUAUUUAUAGUUUUCUUCUGUGCCAUUUUGGUAGUAAAUGGUACUUCUGUUGAGGUGCAGUGGCAAUCAUUUAAGGAUAACGUUGGGAGGCACUAUAGAAGCCGGUUGGAGGAAUCCAGUCGCUUCCAGAUAUUCAAAGAUAAUGUUCGCAAAGUUGAAGAACACAAUCAGAGAUUUGACCGUGGGGAGGUGUCCUAUAAACUAGCUGUGAAUAAAUUCGCUGACUUGACGGAAGAGGAGUUCAAAGCCAGAUUGAACCCACGACCAGCUGUAGAAAUUGACCAUCCAAAGGUUUUUAGUAAUGUCGGUUAUACCGAUGUUCCGGAUGAGCUAGAUUGGAGGGACAAAGGGGCAGUCACGGGUGUUAAAGACCAACGAAAUUGCUCAGGAUGUUGGGCAUUUGGUGCAACUGGUGUUUUGGAAGGCCAAUACUUCCUGAAAACUGGCAAAUUAGAGAGUUUUAGUGAACAAUUCUUAAUAGAUUGCUCUAUGAUGAACAACGGAUGCUCUGGAGGUUGGACACUUAACGCAUAUCGUAGUGUUAGAGAUAUUGGAAUGGUAACCGAUAAAAGCUAUCCGUAUGAAGCAGCAGACAAAGCGUGUAGAGCUAACGGUACAUUUUUUAAGGAUAUAGGCAUCGUUACCAUCCCUCAGGAUGAAAAUGCUAUAAAAACCGCUGUUGCAAAGAUCGGUCCAGUCUCAGUAUCUAUAGAUGCCAGUUACUUGCACCUCUAUGGAGGAGGAGUGUUCGACAACGAUAGUUGCAGUACUACUUUUACCAACCAUGUGGUGCUCAUAGUUGGUUAUGGCACUACUUCAGAUGGUAUUGACUAUUGGGAGGUGAAAAACUCAUGGGGCGCUGACUGGGGGGUUGAAGGCUACGUCAAAAUGUCUCGCAACAAAAACAGUCAGUGUGCCAUCGCCUCUAGCGCUGAUUAUGUACUCAUAUAGGAAAUCACCGGAUACAAAUUUUGUGAAAAAUCGACUGCUUAAAUAAAUUUGAAAUGUGUAUUUGUUUUUUUA
This is a messenger RNA of Anoplophora glabripennis (Asian longhorned beetle), 1066 nucleotides long. Its product is annotated as cathepsin L1. Gene Ontology annotation, cellular component: lysosome. The transcript is spliced from 4 exons. Gene Ontology annotation, molecular function: cysteine-type endopeptidase activity. The record is from RefSeq and is a predicted model, not a curated record. The coding region runs from base 38 to 994 and encodes 318 amino acids. Lineage: Eukaryota; Metazoa; Arthropoda; Insecta; Coleoptera; Cerambycidae. Gene Ontology annotation, biological process: immune response.